Molecule: messenger RNA, 522 nt
Organism: Miscanthus lutarioriparius
Lineage: Eukaryota; Viridiplantae; Streptophyta; Magnoliopsida; Poales; Poaceae
Source: the annotation of a GenBank genome assembly
AUGGUGUCAAGAGGCAUCGACCUGGUGUAUGGCGGCGGCGGCAUAGGUCUCAUGGGGCUCGUCUCGCAGGCCGUCCACCGCGGCGGCAGGCGCGUCGUCGGAGUGAUUCCCAGGACUCUGAUGGCCACUCCUGAGAUAAUCGGAGAGACGGCGGGGGAGGUGAUUGCGGUGGCGGACAUGCACCAAAGGAAAGCAGAGAUGGCGAGGCAAUCUGAUGCGUUCAUAGCCCUGCCUGGAGGACAUGGAACGCUGGAGGAGCUGCUUGAGAUGAUCACAUGGGCAUCCACCGUUGGAUUGCUGAACGUUGAUGGCUACUACGACUCCCUGCUGGCGUUCAUCGACCAGGCCGUGGAGGACGGGUUCAUCAGCCCCAGCGCUCGCGGCAUCAUAGUCCAGGCUCCCACGGCGCAAGAACUCAUGGACAAACUUGAGGAAUACGUCCCGUACUACGACAGAGUUGCCUCCGGGCUCAACUGGGAGGCGAGGGUCGUCGUCGUCAAGGAUGCAGGUGCUGCUGAUUGA